Styela clava is the source of this 958-nucleotide messenger RNA. RefSeq lists its product as uncharacterized. The record is from RefSeq and is a predicted model, not a curated record. NCBI's taxonomy places the organism in Eukaryota, Metazoa, Chordata, Ascidiacea, Stolidobranchia, Styelidae.
UACAUCAGUUGGGAUUAAAAAUUGAAAUGAUGGCCUCUAUGUCAACCACCCAAUUUUAUUUGAUGUUGAUAACAACUAUUUUGCUAGUUCUUUCUGGAAAUGUCUCCUCUGAAGGCGACGAAGCAACAACAGCUUCACCAGCUAAUCAAGAUGAAAAAAUGAAUUGCUACCAGUGCAAUGCAACAGAUACCUGUGAAGUUGAACAAAAUAAAGACAACAAUUCUUUCACCGAUUGUGGAGAAAAGCAUUGUUGGACUUGGAAGACCGAAGAUGGAGAUGACGUAACCUACCGACGUGAUUGUGGUGAUGUAUGUACUGAUGACACGAAAGAACUGGAUUGUAAAACCAGCAACAACCGUACGGAAUGCGGUAAAUGCUGUUCUGAUGCCUACUGUAACAGUGGACUUCUUAACGCAGGAUUUAGACUGGCUGCAAAUGUGUCGCUGUUUUUGGCAAUUUUGCCCAUCCUUGCUGUACACUUGCUGUGAGAUAUUUCAUAUCCGUGCUGAUAUUUCUUGACAUGACGCACACGUUUAUUUCAAAUAUAAUUCUCGUACUCGAAUUCUACAGUCUAAAUAAUACCAAAUAAACUUAACACUGGCAAAGUUAUUGAAGAUGGAUCACCCAGGAAAAAACUGAAUGUUAUUGUUUCAAGUUUUGGGAAUCGAUAAAGCGUGAUUUCAUCUAAGACAAAAAAUAUAAAUUGCCUCUCAUUAUAACAAUCGUUUUUUUAAAUGUCCCAUAGACUUAGUUUUGUUUUAAAAUUAAUUGCCAAAGAUCGUUUUUACCUUUUAGUCAAAUAUAAGCCAGUUCAUAAUUUAAUGUAUAAUGGAUAUUGCAAGUAGUGAUUUUAAACAUAAGCAUAUCAAUUGAGACCAGGGAUUUAUUUUCCAGGCACUUAGUAAUAAUAUAUGAUUACAUGUGAUGUAUUUGAUGUAACCCUUCAUUACUACCACCA